Durusdinium trenchii is the source of this 735-nucleotide messenger RNA. Lineage: Eukaryota; Dinophyceae; Suessiales; Symbiodiniaceae. The record is from the annotation of a GenBank genome assembly.
AUGUUGGACUCUUCUGUGGCUUCCAUGGAUUCGACUGAGCCUGGAGAGCAGCAAGGUAUGGCCAUUGGUGUCCCAAUACGCUAUUUUCUACUUGGGGACGAAGAACGGGCUCAGAAGCAGCUAGCGCUUGCCAAAGAGAGGUGUAUCGCCAGCGCAAUGAAGCGGCUCUCUCGUGCUGUGGUUGGCGAAGAGCUUUAUCAGCAGUUGCAAACUGCUGCUCCUGUGCUUGUCACUGGAAGCUGUGGGUAUCUGGGUUCAGCCUUGCUUGCAAUCCUUAGAGACUUGGGCAUCAAAGCAAGAGGUUUGGACCUCAUGGCCCCGGACACUGUCGAGAAUAUGGCAGGUGAUGUAGGGAUGGAGCAAGUGGUACAGCGUGCUGCGGAAGGAUGCAGAUCUGUGAUCCAUGCAGCAGCCUUGCAUGCCCCCAACCUGGACUUCUACACAGAGGCUGACUACAAGCAUGUCAACUUGGGCGGCACCCGUCAUGUCUUGAAUGUUGCAACUGCAAUGGGGCUGAGCUGUGUGUUCUCCUCAACAACUUCGCUCAUGAACACUCAGAAGGUGAAGGAGCGCUCCAAGUCGAGCACAUUGGUGUUGAAGGCGUCGGAGGACUAUGGCACACCACGCAACAUUUAUGGCGUGACCAAGAAAAAGGCAGAACAGUACUGCGUGGACUCCGGUUGCAGCGUGGCUAUCCUCAGAUGCAGCCGUUUUUUUUGCAGAGGAUGCUUAUGA